Esox lucius (northern pike) is the source of this 822-nucleotide messenger RNA. It is a transcript of the gene chchd10, whose product is annotated as coiled-coil-helix-coiled-coil-helix domain containing 10. Gene Ontology annotation, cellular component: nucleus; mitochondrion. Bases 166 to 597 code for a protein of 143 amino acids. The transcript is spliced from 4 exons. Lineage: Eukaryota; Metazoa; Chordata; Actinopteri; Esociformes; Esocidae. Gene Ontology annotation, biological process: mitochondrion organization. The record is from RefSeq and is a predicted model, not a curated record.
AUGCGCAUGCGCUUACAGCAAUCUCGAACACAAGGUCACUGGCACGUGUGCCUACUCUCAUUCACGACUUUUUCGCGUUACAGAAGAACUCUUUCUAGAAACGUGAAGUCUAUCCUGGCAGGAAACAUCUGGAAUUGCUGAAGAAAAGUAUUUUCUUCGUCAAAAAUGGCAAGAGGAAGUCGCAGUCGUUCUUCGGCACCAGCCAGCUCAGCGCCGGCCCAUCACGCCCCGGCCCCAGUCACUCCACCCCCGUCAGCGCUCGCCGCCCCAGCUGCCCCCCAAGGGCCCGGCCUGAUGGCCCAGAUGGCCACCACCGCAGCCGGCGUCGCAGUAGGCUCUGCCGUGGGCCACGUCAUGGGCAGUGCCCUCACUGGCGCCUUCAGUGGGGGCAGCGGCAGCCCGGAGCCAGCAAGACCUGCUGCUGGCACAUAUCAGGAGGCUCCUCGACCUGCCACCUCCCAGUCGGGUCCAUGUCUGUUUGAGGUGCGUCAGUUCCUGGACUGUGCCACCACUCAGGCUGACCUGACCUUGUGCGAGGGCUUCAACGAGGCACUCAAACAGUGCAAGGGCUCACACGGUGUGACCUCACUAGUUUGAGCGAUGAUGUUGGUAGCCGGGACAAGAAACCAUGUUCAGAUUACUGCAUCGUAGAGUAAACCGAUGAGCCUCUCAGUCAUGACAUAAACUCUACUCCACUAACGUUCCACAUUACCAAGAAAGGAAUUAUAUUUGUUCACUGUUGACAUGAUAAUGUAUGUUGUAUGAUUGUUUUGGUGAUGUUGUGAGAUGUGCAAUAAAGAGCUGCUAUUUACUUUCUGCGGA